This is a messenger RNA of Saccharomycodes ludwigii, 486 nucleotides long. RefSeq names its product peroxiredoxin HYR1 (gene HYR1). Bases 1 to 486 code for a protein of 161 amino acids. Gene Ontology annotation, molecular function: glutathione peroxidase activity. The record is from RefSeq and is a predicted model, not a curated record. Gene Ontology annotation, biological process: response to oxidative stress. NCBI's taxonomy places the organism in Eukaryota, Fungi, Ascomycota, Saccharomycetes, Saccharomycodales, Saccharomycodaceae. The transcript has a single exon.
AUGUCCAAAUUUUACGAAUUAGCCCCUACUGAUAACAAAGGAAACAAAUAUCCAUUCUCUGAAUUGAAAGGUAAAGUCGUACUAGUUGUUAAUGUGGCCUCUAAAUGUGGGUUUACUCCCCAGUACAAAGGUUUAGAGUCACUAUAUCAAAAAUAUAAAGAUCAAGGCUUAGUUAUCUUGGGUUUUCCAUGUAACCAAUUUGGUAACCAAGAACCAGGUUCUUCUGAUGAAAUUUCCAGUUUUUGCUCUCUAAAUUAUGGUGUCACCUUUCCUAUCAUGAAAAAAAUUGAGGUUAAUGGUGAUCAAACUGACCCAGUUUAUCAAUAUUUAAAAAAUGAAAAGAAAGGGUUAUUAGGUCUAAGUAGAAUUAAAUGGAAUUUUGAAAAAUUUUUGAUUGACAAAAAGGGUAAUGUUUUUGAAAGAUAUGGUUCUAUUACUAAACCAGAAUCUAUAGAAAAUGAUAUUGAAAAAUUGCUAAAACAAUGA